This is a messenger RNA of Solea senegalensis (Senegalese sole), 5697 nucleotides long. It is a transcript of the gene iffo2b, whose product is annotated as intermediate filament family orphan 2b. The transcript is spliced from 8 exons. Lineage: Eukaryota; Metazoa; Chordata; Actinopteri; Pleuronectiformes; Soleidae. Bases 588 to 2090 code for a protein of 500 amino acids. The record is from RefSeq and is a predicted model, not a curated record.
ACACAGCAGCAGCAGAGAGGCCGGGCUCUGCGCUCCUGCUCCCUGCCCUCCAGCACAUGGAGGCUGAACAAGAGUGAAGAAAGUGGGGAACGGUGGCGAGGAAGGGAAAGAAGGUGGACCGUUUCUCUGCGGCUUAUAUGAAGAAGCAUCAUCAUCAUUCGUCACCAGCUGCUGCUCCUCUUGACAAGGCACAGCGAGAUGAAGGUGAGAGGAAGUGGUAGUGAUGCAGCUGGUGCUCGCUGCGGUCUGCGUCAAACCUGCUUCAGGAGAUGAUGGUGACGAUGAUGCCCUCAGUGCCUCCUUAAGGACUUUUUUUUAUAUAUAUCGUGUUUAUUACCUGUGAAUACCCACGCGGCUGGGGUCCAUGUUAGUAUCUCGGGAUAAUCAUCCAGCAGGGACAGUGAUGGCCACCCCAUCUUCUCCAGCCGCCCUGACACUCUCAGCAUCUGCAUUGUGAGACAGGAGGAGUGAGAACAUGCAGAGACCACAGUAAUAAUAGUAAUACUUGUUGUUGUUGGUCAAACUAAAGAGAGCCACAGUUGGAUUACAGGGUGUUGUUGUUGUUGUUGUUGUUGUUAUCCGCCAACAUGAACUCGCUGUUCUUCUCCGACACUCCGCCCGGUCCCGUCGGCAACGUCGCCGCCGGGUCUGGCGCGGUGACCAGCGCCCUGAGAAAUGACCUGGGCUCCAACAUCCAUGUGCUGAAGACCCUCAACCUGCGCUUCCGCUGCUUCCUCGCCAAAGUGCACGAACUGGAAAGGAGAAACAAGAUCCUGGAGAGCCAGCUGCAGCAGGCGCUGCAGAGGACGCACUACCGGCACCUCUACUCCCGCGAGGUUGCGGUGCAGACGGACGGUCCCGAGUCACGACUGCCGGGAACCAUCUGGAGUUUCACACACGUCCGGAGGCAAGGAGAGCGCUUUGAGACGUUGCACGGGCCCGGGGUGACGUGGACGCAUCCGGACGGAGUUGGGGUCCAAAUAGACACGAUCACCCCAGAACUGAGGGCUCUGUACAACGUGCUGGCCAAAGUCAAGCGGGAGAGAGACGAGUACAGGAAAAAAUGGGAGGAGGAGGUGUCCAAACGGGAGCAGCUGGAGUCCAAGGUGGAAUCCCUGCAGCAGAGUGCCCAGGAGUCGUUAGAGAUCCAGGAUGACCUGAACGAGAAGGUGGACAGACUGAAGGCUGAACUCGUGGUCUUCAAGAGCCUCAUGAGUGAUCAAAUGUCUGACCUGGACUCCCAGAUUCAAGAGAAAGCCAGACGGGUGGACAUGGACAUCUGCAGGCGCAUCGACAUCACGGCCAAACUGUGCGACGUAGCUCAGCAACGCAACUCAGAGGACAUGUCAAAGAUGUUCAACGUCAGUCCGGCCAGGUCGCUCCCAGAGAAGGGUGCAAUGGCCUGCUGCAGGAGGAAAGAGCGAAAGGCAGUAUCUGACGAGGACAGCUCCGAAAUGGACGCCGAGCCCAGCCCUUCGGAGGAGGAAGUCCCCGGGACGCUCAACAUCACGGACGAAAUGAAACGCAUGCUCAACCAGCUACAUUAUUCAGAUAACUCCUCUUUUGCCAGGCGUGAGACAUUUGAAAUCGAGGACGACUGCGACAGUCUGACGUGGGAGGAAAAUGAAGAGACUCUGCUGCUGUGGGAGGACUUCACAAACUACAACGUGCCGCUUGCCAUCACUGCAACCAACGGCACAACCAACGGCCCCUGCGAAGGCAACGGUGAAGUCGCUGAUCCAGACUCCCAGGAUGGAAGUCUUGGCAGCCUCAUUGAUGAAACAGAGUCACUAUUUAAGACCAGAGAGCAGGAGUACCAGGAGACGAUCGGCCAGAUUGAGAUGGAACUGGCCACGGCAAAGAGUGACAUGAACCGCCACCUGCACGAGUACAUGGAGAUGUGCAGCAUGAAGCGAGGCCUGGACGUGCAGAUGGAAACCUGCCGACGGAUGAUUAAAGGUGGCGGGAACUCUCCUUCCUUAAGCUCUGUGGCCAGCAGCGACUCAGGGAACACUGACGAGAUCCAGGAUGAGAUUUCGGACAAGGACGCCGAGGCCGAAGUCUCCGUUAAUUGUCCCGUCUCCUCCUGACCACCGCUUGUUAUCACGGGGGUUAGAUGUGUAAAGAGCUCCGAGAGGGAAAACCAACCUAAAUCUGGACCUGUUUGACCAGUUAAAGUUCUGACAGUCAUGCUCACUGAUGCAGGCCCAGAACUGGUGCUUUUACACUGUUUCUCUUUGGUGUGGGGAAGUGCAUCUUUGAUUUACAAAGAGAAAAAGGGUGCAUAUAGAGUCCAAGCUGUGCUUUUUUUUCCCUCACUGCUGCCUCACUGGAUUGUUGUCCAGAGCUUCACAUAAUUUUUGGGGAGGAAAAAAAAAAAAAAAAUUCUCAAAUGUUUUAAACUGGCUGAGAAGUUUUUUCUACAAAUUCUUACCCUAUUAAUGUCCUUUUUUUCUAAAGGAAUUGAAAAUAGUACAUAUUGUGCUUCUUGUUCGGUGAACAAUAAAUACAUUAUUGACACAAAUAAAAAAAAACCUACAACACACAUUCAGCUUUUAAAUUUUAAUAUUCAUUUAAGAUUGCAGGAGGAAAGUUCCCCUUGGUUGGAUUUACGUUAAGUUUUUUUGUAUUAUUUACGCAAGUCCAGGUGGAGAAAUUUACAGUGUCUUCUGCCAAGGAGGCAAAACAGAAGCAGAGAAAGAAAUGGUGUUGGAGUUGUGCUGGUUUCUGAGGGAAUUCUGCAGGGUUGCCAAAGUUGACAGAGAAACGGAGCACAGCCUUUUUUGAUGCAUCAGUGCACUACUGAAGUUCUAUGCAAUUUAGCUGGCCUUACUUUCGGACUGGCUUUCACCCCUCUUCAGUUCAGUUGUCUAAAACCAGUACAGUUUGCCUUUUCCGCAAAAGCAGGUGUUUUUUAUGUAUAAUUUUGUGCUUUUGAAAAAAAAAGAAAUAUAUAUAUAUAUAGUUGUUUUUUUUUCGUUUGUUUUGUUUUUAUUCUUAAGGACAGGAAGAGUUAAAACUGGAGCAGUGUCCCCUUGAAAGGGCCUAAUAUUUACGACAGUACUCGCUACUGAAAUGAGCAGGGCAUUGUUCUGUCAGAUGGAACUAAAGCUGGGGUAGGCAGGAUUGUGUGUGUGUGUGUGUGAGAGAAUGUUUGUCAUUCAACAAUAGUUCCAUAACAGUCUCUCAGCAUCAUAAAAUCAAGUCAUCUGAGAAAGAUCUCGACUUCUUCACCUGCUCUGGGUUCUAUUUAUAGCCAUUUGCAGACUGACCAACCACAAGGCCGUCCAGAAAAAAAACAGGAGUGCUCCAGAUAGUCCUUUGCACAGCAGCUAUUUUGAGGGGUCACAGUGGGAAAAGCACAGGUGUAAAAAAAAAAAAAAAGUUCCAUUUGCCUUCCUCAGUUUCAGACUAGCUCACUGUCACACCAUCGUCAAAGUGAUCCGUUACACGUGCGUUUUUCCCUGCUAAAAUAUGUCAAAAUGGCUGCUGUGCUGUGUUUUUACUAAGCAGUUCCAGCAUCAACAACUGCCUACUCUGCAAAACAACCCUAAAACAAGGGAGUCAGAAAGUAAACGCAGUAAAGUUUGUGACAGUAUUAGUGGAGCAUUCCAGGAAUGGAGAGGUUGCCCCCCCGAUGAUAUCAUCACCACAACAUUUGUAUUUUAACAACCUGGGAUGACUUAUAUUUUUUUCUAGCAAUCCUGCAUACUGCAGCUUUAACUUCCUGUGUCGUCAAUUUGUACACAUGAGGACAUUUAAGUCAUCAUAAAUGGCUAAAAUGCUUUUGUUUUUAUAAAAGAAUUCAAGUAACCUUAAGUGGACAAGGGUCUUAAAUCCUUUUAAGCAAAACCAAAGGACAUGAUUAUACUUUCUUAGUGUAUUUUGGAGAAAAAUGUCUUUGUUUAUGUGUUUAUGAGUUGUUAUUAUUUCCUGCUCUCCUGCUGGGGACUCUGUUCCAGACAAGUAGCACAUCCUGCUUUGUCUCUUCCGAAUCGUGGCUCCCCAGAGCUGUAGGCAUGUGAUCAUACUGUAUACCCCAGAGGCCUUUAUGUUCAUAUUAGUCAUUUGAAACGGUUUGAGAUGUCCCAACAACUUCACUUUCCAGCGACGAUUCCACUGGAUUAGUGUGGAAAAUUGAUAAGACGCAUGGGGGGACAGAAGUGAUCUUUUUAUUUUAUCACCUCUUUGAAAUGUAAUGUAUGUACAGUUUGCUGGAUCAAAGAUGAAGCACGACUUCAAUCUUGCAGAAGCAGAAUGGUCAAAUUUUGUUAUUUCAGCAUGUUCAUGUGGCGUAAAAGGAGCAAUGUUUUUGUUUUGUUUUUUAACCUUAACAACUGCAAAGCCUCCUGUGUGCUACAUUUUUAGUCAAAUCAAUGCCCAUCCUAAUCAUUGAUUAAUUUGGGGAGAAAAUGUAUUCCCCCCUCCCAUUUUGAAUCCCUCUAUGUUAACCUAAAACUGUGUUAAUGUUGCCAUGUUGUGCUUUUAUUACAUUUCCAGAAUUAGUAAACUUAUUUUGGUCGUUUAUUGACCAAAGGAGGUCACACAUAAUAAAUACUAACUUAACUGUAUGUGACACUGAUGGGGAAACAGUGGGUCUUACUCACAGGAGGAAAAGGUUACCUGUAGUUCAUGUCAAUUUGUCACUUUCAGGUUGUUAUAUAAACACAUUAUUUAUUCAUCGUAAUUCAAAAUACAGCAGGAUUUUAAGCCGUCUUCCACAUCACCGCAGCCAUCACACUAACCAGCCAACCAAAGUGUGUACAGUAACAUUAUGACGAAGACUUAAAUCAAGCCCAUUCUUACUAACUCUGGAAAAGUGUCGCAUACUCAGUCUCAGUAUUUGUGCAGGCCCUGCCACAGACGUGUUAGUUUGCAGUCUUUUUAUGUGAUGUGGAAAACUACUGUACUGUGUUUCAGAAUCAGAAUUUAUCGCAGACUAUUCAACAGUAUAUUUUCUCCCACACUCAAAGCAGGUUAAAUCCCACUCACGUUAGUUACAAACACUGCUGCAGUCCUCCUCCUCGUUGAAUGUAGCUUAAUUGGAGGUAUCCUCUAACUAAAGACCUUACAAGUAAACGCUGAGCAAAAAAAUAAAUAAAUAAAAAUAGCCGUUUAAAUCCAGGGAUAUAUGGUUUGUUGUUACUUAAUGGAGAUGUUGCUAUGUUUUGCUUUACUAAACGGGUUCUUAACUGACCAACUUACAGUAUGUGACCUAAAGUGUAUGUAAAUGAGGUCCUGGUGGAUGUGAAUGUUUCAUACUAAAAAGGUUUUAUACAAGUGUUUUUUAUCAGUGCUGCACUGGGAUCAUAGGGUUGUGAUAACUGUGUUAACAUAUGGUUUUACAUAUUCUUUUGCAUACCCUGUCAUCAUCUUCCCCCUCCACUUUUGCUUCUAUAAACAUGUUGGGGGAGAAAAAAAAAGGUAACCCAAUACUUGUGGCCAUAUUUGGGUAAAAAUCCACCAACGUUAUCAGAUGCCGGUCUUUGUGAUUCAUUUGCAUCACGGGUACUGUAACAUCCUGUUGGUCCUUUUAAGUGGUUGGUUAAUUUAAUCGCUUUUAUAUCUUUCCUUUUUUUUGUUCAAACAAUAGAUACAAUAUAUUCAUGUGGUUCUGGGGCAGAAAAUUAUGAAUGUACUCAAUUGAUAUUGGAAUAAAAUGAAAUAAAAUGGUGGAUUGGAUAAAUAAAAAAAAAA